Molecule: messenger RNA, 2573 nt
Organism: Cataglyphis hispanica
Lineage: Eukaryota; Metazoa; Arthropoda; Insecta; Hymenoptera; Formicidae
Product: solute carrier family 35 member F5
Exons: 9
Coding region: 593-2041 (482 amino acids)
Biological process (GO): regulation of peptide transport
Cellular component (GO): membrane
Source: RefSeq, a predicted model, not a curated record
AUCAAUGAUAAAAGUGAGGUGGAGAAAACGGGUGAAAUCACUACGCGCGUUGACAACGAUAUCGCGAUACUUGCUGCGGGGUGUUAUCAAACUGCGAUAACACUGACGCAUCUCUUAUCACUUGCGCUGCAUAAUGUACAACGGACGCUACGACGCACGUUAGCUCGUAUAUAUGUGAUAUAUAUAUAUAUGUAUAUGUAUAUGUACGUAUGAAUUCAAGUGUGUGUAGUACAUAACUAACAAUUCCGUGAUAUUCUUUCUCGGGAGAUGUACAAGUUACAGAAACUAAUACGAGGCUUGUCACAAGGAGAGACAAUGUAAAGUGAAAUCGACAUCGGCUAAAACCGGGGCCGUAAACAGCUGGUUAGGGUUAGGUUAUCUCGUCAGUGUGACGUUAAAGGAAUCAGGAGAAUUCUGCUUAUCGCUCCUCGACACCUGUUAAUACGAAUCUUGCUUCACACUUGCCGUUCUUGCAUUCUGUCUUUCGACAUAGAGAUAGUAAAUGCAUUAGUGCAUGAAGUCGGCUUUCAUGUUUUCCACCUGGGAACGAGUAUUCAAAUGCAAUGUCAUGAGAAGAAGAGACUAAGAUAGGAUGAGCUGUUCCGUAGAAUUACGCCAGCGUAGGCAACAGGGGAUGGCGGAGGAUCCUCAUAAACUCGCGGCAAUGAUGAACAAAUCUCAGAGACUCAUAUUAGGACUUUUAAUUCUGUUACUGGUUGACAUAAUUUGGGUGUCAAGCUCUGAGCUUACUAAAUAUAUUUAUAGAGAUGCAACCUUUGAAAAACCAUUUUUUAGUACAUAUAUAAGGACAUCUAUGUUUACCUUUUAUUUGCUCGGCUUAUGCUUUUGGCCACCUUGGCGAGAACAAUGUAAUAGACCUGCAACAUACAUGUUUAUAGAUCCUAAUAUUGAAGAUGAUAACUUCUAUGCGGAAGCUAAUACGAGUCUAAGUGAUCCAACAUUUGUUCCAAUAAAAACUCCGGAUCAUUGUGAUCGCUCAUCGGGUACGGAAAGUGAUGAUUCAUCUAUUCGUUCUGUAAGAUUUAGUAAAUUAGCUGAGGUGCGCCAUAUGUCGGAAAGCGAUGCUACAGAGGCUUUAUUAGCACGACUUAGUUAUCAAGCCAGCGUUAGAGCCGGAGAACACGCGAGACGACAAGCUAACAAAUUCUCUGUACAAAAAGUGGCUAAAAUAGCCCUUUUGUUUUGCUUGUUUGUGGGUAACAAUUGGUUCAUAGCAAAUUACACAUACCAGCUAUCAUUAAAGCAAAUUGAAGAUAAAAUCGUGAUUGUGUUGUCUUCAACAUCUAGUUUAUUUGCUUUAUUUCUUGCUGCCUUCUUUCCCAGUAAUGGAGGGGAUAAAUUUACACUAUCAAAGUUAGCUGCUGUACUUAUUAGCCUCAUUGGACUAAUAUUAGUUGGCAUUUCAGAUUUGACUAUAGAAAACAAUAGCAAGUCAUUGGGCAUAAUAUUAGCUCUAGUCAGUGCUUUUUUCUAUGCUACAUAUAUCGUAUUUCUAAAAAGAAAGGUAGAUCAUGAGGAUAAAAUGGAUAUACCAAUGUUUUUUGGUUUUGUGGGAAUAUUCAAUUUAACUCUUUUGUGGCCUUUCUUUUUUAUCCUUCAUUAUGGUCAUUGGGAAGAGUUUGAAUGGCCCAAUAGUCACCAAUGGACAUUCCUAAUUAUAAACGGCCUGAUUGGUACAGUUCUAAAUGAAGUUCUUUGGCUGUGGGGUUGCUUUUUGACAUCAUCUCUCAUAGCGACAAUGGCUGUAAGCUUAACAAUGCCUAUGUCAAUGGUAGCUGAUGUCCUCUUGAAAAAAGUUGAAUAUCCCUGUAUUUUCUACUUCGGAAGCAUUCCAAUGUUCUUGGCAUUUCUAGCAGUGUCCCUUUUUUCUUAUUAUGAUAAUUGGGAUCCUGUUAUGAACUUAAUGAAAAGAUUUUUUAUUUGGAUUUGCAGAAAAAACAGAUCUACAAGGAUUCCAGAUCUUGAAGCAGAGCAAACAGAAUCUUUAAUAGGGAUAGAUAGUGGUGAUCAUGAAGCUUAAUGAGACAAUAAUGAGAAAAUCAAGAACAUGGUAAAAUAUUUCGUGUUAUAUAUAUAUAGUCAUAAUAAUAAGAUUAAUAAGCGCGCGAUUCUCUCUUAUAAAUACGUGCCUCUCCAUUGGCCGUGAACACCCGUUUCUAUAUAUGUAUAUAUCAUCUCAGUGUCAGUUGUGUUUUAUUAUAUACUGAUAUAACAGUAAUCACAUAAGAUGCUACUUUCUCUGUAUAUGCAUUUCUACAUAUCGUUUUAUUUCGCACUAAAUCACAAAAUAAUAUUACUGCCGGACAAUAAUCAUUGUGGAUCGAUUUGUAACAAACGCAAUUAAUAUGUUUUAUUUCUUCGAGUCUAUUUCUGAAACUACCUCUUUAUAUUAGCGAUUGAUCAAGUGAACAAACUCUGUUUUCAUAAACUUUGCCAUUAAGAUCUGGUAUAUUGUUAUUUCAAAACUAUUUGGAUCUUGUAUUUUAUUCCAUAUAAUCGAAUCGCAUAAAGAGCAAGAAAUUCAGUGUCUUUAACAAAUCUGUAUAUAGUAU